Molecule: messenger RNA, 5300 nt
Organism: Lytechinus variegatus (green sea urchin)
Lineage: Eukaryota; Metazoa; Echinodermata; Echinoidea; Temnopleuroida; Toxopneustidae
Product: carbohydrate sulfotransferase 15-like
Exons: 10
Coding region: 885-2201 (438 amino acids)
Biological process (GO): hexose biosynthetic process
Molecular function (GO): N-acetylgalactosamine 4-sulfate 6-O-sulfotransferase activity
Source: RefSeq, a predicted model, not a curated record
AUAAACUUUUUGUCAGGGAGAAUUUGCCCUUUAGAACUAACUAGCACUGUUAUAAGUGCAAUUCUUUCUCACUCACUCGGUAUAUCAUACAUCAGGCUAGGAAAGAAUGUCAGUUCCUCAUCUCUCUGAAAUACUUUUUCGAAGUCGGAGACCAGUAAACCAUGCAUGGGUAAACCAACAAUCAAUAAUUCUAUCGAACGGCAGAAAGAGAGAGAGAGAAAGGCCUUCCCGUCAAACACAAUAUAACUUUCCAUAUCAAAUCAAUAAUUAUUACGUAACCAUCGUUCCUUAUAAUGUAAUUGAAUACACGCAGCAUUCUAGUAUGUAACAGAUCCGUUACUGCAUGAGAUGGACAGAUGUAGCUGUAUAAACAAUCAGGAGAAAUGUACUUCAUAUCAUCUCACCCGUAAUAGACGACCCCUCCGGGAUUGAACUGAGUUACGAGUGUUGAGACGUCUGAAGGACCGAGUUACGAGUGAAGUGCAAUUGGACUGACCGAACUACGAGUAACCUGCCGUUAGACGGACAGUGCUACGAGUAACUUGCCAUUGAAGGGACAGAGCUACGAGUGAGGUGUCAUUGGACUGUCCGAACUACGAGUAACGUGCUGUUAGACGGACAGUGCUACGAGUAUCUUGCUCUUGGACGAAGAGAGUUACGAGUGACUCGACAUUGGAGGGACAUCGUUACGAGUGAAGCGCCGUUGGUCGGACCAACCUACAAGUAACCUGCCAAUGGAAGAACCGAGUUACGAGUUACUUGUAUAGGGACCCUAUGAAAGGCUAGAUCAGUGAUACAAAGGGAGCAGAUGGCAUGAUAACUGUGAAACUUAAGAUUGAAAAUACCAUAGGAAUGGACAAAAGCUUGUCGACUAACUAUACAGGAUGCAUAUCAACAAUAAAGUGGUAGCUGGAAUUGUUCUCCUGAACAUAGCUGUACUUGCCUACGUAUACUACGGUCAACUACAGAAUGGGUCCAAUGUUGUGCUAUCUUCUCCAGCUUACGGCAAGGAAGGACAAGCAGAUGUAUGGAAUGGUUAUUCAUACGACAAAUCGCCGAUAGAUGUGCCAAAAAAGAAGGGUGACCUUUACAAAAUAACGACAGCCAUACCAUCAGAGAGUCUGAAAAAUAAGAAUUCUGGGUCACCGACGAGGACGAAAGUCGGACCAGCCGAAUUGAGGAGACCCAAGUUGAAUAUAUCAUCUUUACCCCCAGACUUAUACAAAAUGCGGAAACCGGUAUUUGAUUUACUGCCGAAAUCAUAUUUACCCGGGUACAAGUCUCCGUGCUGGAAGGCGAAGCCUCUGAAGGUAAUCCGAUGUUUGCCGUACUUCUACCUUCUUGGUAUGCCUAAAAGUGGAACGACCGAUUUGUGGACCAAAAUCAUGCGACAUCCCGAAGUAAAAAUCACCUCAAAAGAACCCCAUUGGUGGACCAGAGCAAAGGGGAAAGGAAAGCUCGGUGAUUACACAUCCAGAUCAAAAGGUUUGGUGAAGUCGUUAAUGUUACAUCCGUCUUUGAAACCACGACUUAUAAUCGGAGAUGGAUCCGCGUCGACGCUCUGGGACAAUCAAAAAUGGAAGACCUGGGAUGGGGAACGUUACGAAGGUCCAACGUACGUCACUGCUGACGUCAUACACGCAGCCCAACCCGACGCUAAACUUCUCGUCAUUCUUCGCAAUCCAGUGGACAGGUUGUACUCCGGUUACUUAUAUUUCAACCCGAAGCAACGCGUAAAAACGAGUGCGGAUCUUUUCCAUAAAGAGGUCGUGGCUGUGAUAAACCGAUUCAACAAGUGUCUGAAAACGAUGAGCUAUCGAGGAUGUGUUUACAGCAUGAAGGACGUUCAUAACCCACAUGUACACUGUCGGCUCCUUGUAGGUGUCUACUCUGUUUACGUACGUGAUUGGUUCAGAGCCUACCCACGUGAUCAGCUCAAAAUCAUGCGAUUGGAGGAUUGGCACGUCAAUUGCACGGGAAUGCUUCCAGAAGUAUUCGACUUUCUCAAUCUGCAAAGGAUGUCCGAUAAAGAGAUCGAACGAAUUUGCACGGAGAAAUUGAAAAAUGGAAAUAAGGUCAAGUUACAUGCAGUCGGCGACAUGCUUCCAAAGACUAGAAAACUUUUGGAGAACUUUUACGAGGGUUCGAAUAAAGAACUUAGUCUGUUACUAGGCGACGAGAAAUAUCUAUGGCGAUCGUGACGUCACACGGUAAAUCAAGUCAUCCUCUGAAGAUUACGAUAAGGGAGCAAGUUAUAUGCAAAAAUACGCAAGAAAUUAUCAAUAACAAGUCUAUUGAUCUUGACAACUUCGGCGGAUGAUAUGUUCAUCAAAAUGUCCUACGCAAUCUCAUCUUUGCACGUACAGGUGGCGGAUCGACUCGGUUCGAAUCAAAUCAAAUCGGUUUACUCAAAAAAAAUCCGACCGCUUUCCUUUCGGGUUUCACAUCCGCUCUCAGGGUCAAUUCACGUUUUCGUCAAAUUUGUGGUGCUGCAGUGUUUAAUGGCGCUUUUGUCGAUUGCGUCCGAACCUCAUUGAUGCCAAUUGUGUUAUUAUCUAAUCAUUAUUAUCUGUGCUUCUAAGGAUGUACUGCAAUAGAGUACCGAAGCGAUGACGUCAGUUACCAUGGUGUCAUGGCGGCCUGGUUUUAAAAAAAUGAACCCGCCGAAUAAAAGGGUGUGUUUGUCAUGGGAGAAAAUGGCUGCUAUCGGAAUUUGAUCGCUUGCAACCUACUUUUCAGACCGGCCAAAGUCAUAUAAAUGAGUACAGACGAUCGUCAGCUGUGACUCUGUUAAGAACCAACCCGCCAAGACACCAUGGCAACUGACGUCACACUUCGGUACAAUAUUACAGAAAAAGAUAACUGAGACUCUUGAAUCGAUAGCCAUUUGUAGAGAUUUUUUUUUCUUCAAUAAUUUUCAAAGUUAAUAUCUAGUAUUUUGUAAAAGAUACAUAAAUUUAUUAUUUGUAGCACAAGGAAAAUGUAUUUCACCGAGUGUCGAUUAUUAUUCUAGAAAAAAGACAGAUUAAAAGAAUUUUUAGGUACCAGAUCAUUCAAUGCUACGUUUGUGAUUUACUCAAACCCCAAAAUGUAUGUUUACGGGUAAAUCACAGUGAAUCUGUAAUUUGCGGGUAAAUAAAGGUUAUUUUAUGAGUAAAUUACAGUAAAACUGUAUUUUUUUGGGUCCAAUAAUUGAAUGGUGAGAAAAAUCGUGAAAUGUAUGAAAGAUCAAGUCCACCCAACAAACAAUUAAUUUGAAUAAAAUAAGAAAAAUCCAACAAGCGUGACAUUGUAGGUUUCAUCCAAAUUGGAUGUCAAAUAAAAAAAAAAUGCAUGUUUAAGUUUCAUUUUAAUUUCACAAAACAGAUAUAUAACCAUCCUGGUUUAUAUGCAAGUGAUGGGACUGAUGACGUCACUUACCCACUAAUUCUUUGGUAUUUAGUUGUGAUAUACAUGUACAUACAUUAAUCUUCUCCUCAUUGUCCUGUGAAUCGAAGUUUUAUUCCUCCAUGAACGUGUGGAAUUACCAGAGCAAUGGGAACGAUUUUUUUUUACUGGGGGUGCUGAUGUUAAUUUGAAAAGAAGAAGAAAAAAAAGGGAAUAAAGGGUUUCCUAACAAGACAUGCAAGAUGAGGGUAAUUUUGGUUACAUUCGUCCAUUUUCACACAUUUCCAGAAUACAUGGGGGUGCUGCCUACGGAGAAUGUUAUGCGCAACACCCUUGCUUCCCAGGGCCAUGUGAAUUACAAUCGUUUUAUGGUUCAGUCGAGUUGGUUCUUAUUGUCAAAUCUAUAAAAGUUAAUUGUUGCAUUAUUCAACUGUGUUGUAAAAAUAACCGAAAAUUUUAAAUGUUAUCACUUUCUUAUUUUAGAUCCGAUUUUGAUGAAAUUUUCAGCGUUAUGCUUCUUUGUUUUUCUCUAUUGAUUCAAAAUCAACAUUUUUUUCUGGGGUGGACAUGGCCUUUAAUUGUGAAAAUGGUAAACCCCCAAAAUUUGACGGUAUACCAUAAAUAUAUACAGUGGAAAGUCGUGCAGCCUGUUGCCAGAAACUUUCCGUAUUUCUUUUGUGAUAAAUUCUUUGUAACUUUCAGCACGACCUUUUCUAACAAAACUGUUACGGUUUACCACAACCACAUUAGGCUAUAGAAUUUUCUAUCGUCAAAUUAGUAUUUUUUUACCGUAAAACUGGACGGAGAUAGAACAGUAAUACCGUAAAAAACUGUGUUUUACUGUCUUGAUACUUACAUUGCUAUGGUCGCAUAUAAGAGAAUGAUUCAAGAAGAUAUUGUAAUGUCAAAAGCCUUAAUUUUUAUUGCCUCAUAGCACGUUUCCUUAUUGAUUUGUUAAGCUUUUAAUUGGUGAUACGUUUCUUGAAAUGAUUUACAUUAUGUACCGAUAAAUGUAUGUAUUCAUGUAUGUACGUGAAUUUCAAAAGUCAAUGUCACUUUAUCAAAAAAGAAUGUAUUUCUUUUGUACCUUCAGUACAUGAACAACAACAAAUUCGAGAAAACCGGUGAGGCAGCUUUCUCUAAAACUAAUGAAUUAAUAAUCAACAAGCACUAAAAUUUUGUAUUACAAUCUUUUGCCAAAUGUUCCUAAAUGUUUUGUACAAAAAAUAAUCACUCACCGGUCGUAUAACCAGACAUGCUAAUGAUAUUUUUAUUCCAAAUUUCAAAUACGCAUUUUCAUGAAAUACUAUUCAAUUACGAAUGUAUGCGGUUUCCUCAACACUCAUUUCCUUCAAAUGUAAAUAUAAAAUGUCUCUUCUUACUCGUAAGUUAGUAUUAGUUUUUGUCUCUCUCUACCAUUUAUUUGUGUUAUUCUGUCUUUUUGCUUUGUCUGAGUUUUUAACUGUCGAGUAUUUUUUUUCUUAUCUGUAUUUUGUGCAUUCUAUUUAUUUUGUCAUUGGGGAUUGGCCCUGAUAGAUAAAUAUGGCCUUUGUCAAUUCCCUCCACAUUUUGAUUUUCUUAGGUUUUGUUACGUAAUAUGUUUCAACUAUUUUUAUUUGUUUAGUAAUUAUUCAUGGGUGUAUUUUGAUUGUGCAGAUAUUUGUAUGAUUUUUACGCAAUACGUGGAAAUAAAUUGAAUUGAAUUAAAUUGGAUUGAAGUGAAAGGUUGGGUUGAGACAGGGGAGUAAAUGAACACACCCUAUCGAGGUAAGUGGGGGUGGGGGUAUGAAAGGCAAUGCUAAGUAAUUUUCCAUACCAUUCGUUUCUGUGAAGAUAGUAAUAAAAAGCAACAACAUUAUAGUAAUAAAUGAAGAAGAGAAGAGAAUUUUUUAAAAUAAAUUUCACUAUGCACA